Messenger RNA from Acipenser ruthenus (sterlet), 8707 nucleotides. Its product is annotated as activin receptor type-2B. The transcript has 11 exons. Gene Ontology annotation, biological process: protein phosphorylation; cellular response to growth factor stimulus; activin receptor signaling pathway. The coding region runs from base 459 to 1997 and encodes 512 amino acids. NCBI's taxonomy places the organism in Eukaryota, Metazoa, Chordata, Actinopteri, Acipenseriformes, Acipenseridae. The record is from RefSeq and is a predicted model, not a curated record. Gene Ontology annotation, cellular component: activin receptor complex; plasma membrane. Gene Ontology annotation, molecular function: activin binding; activin receptor activity; ATP binding.
GGUUUCCCUACUGGCUGUGCUUUACACUCCUCUCCUCACACAGAAGCCAUUUUGGACUCAGUUCAGUUUUUUUUGCAUGUCAAUUUCAGAGGUAGUGUCUCUCUGUCCGUUCACUAUUUUAGGGGUAAGAAGAAAACACGUUAACCAAGCGUGCAAAAGAAUGAAAUUUCUGCAGGCGCAGGCGCUGUUAAACAACCAACGUUAGUAUUUGGAAAUGUUUGCUUCCUCGAUGGAUUUUUUUACAUUUUAAAGUUUAGUUUUUUUUUUCCCCAGUGCAAUUUUGUUGCAUGGGGGCUAUACACACAAAAGCAAGGCAAACUCUUUCUCGGUACAGUGGACAUUGGGUGGGGGGUAGGGUCAUUUGACAAAUCAUCUUUUUAAAUGUUCGAAAAGGAUACCAAUAAGCGUUUUAAAAGGAGAAAAUCCGGAGCCGUACGUGUCUCUUAAAUUCAAGGAAUAUGUUUGCGUCCUGGUUCACUUUUACACUUCUUUGGGGAACUUUUUGUGCAGGGCCUGGUCGUGGGGAGGCGGAGACCAGAGAGUGUAUUUAUUACAAUGCCAACUGGGAUCUGGAGAAGACCAACCGGAGUGGAGUGGAGCGCUGCGAGGGGGAGAAGGACAAGCGCCUCCACUGUUACGCUUCCUGGCGCAAUAACUCUGGCACCAUUGAGCUGGUGAAGAAAGGCUGCUGGCUGGAUGACUUCAACUGCUACGACAGGCAGGAGUGCGUGGCCACAGAGGAAAACCCCCAGGUAUUUUUUUGCUGCUGUGAGGGCAACUACUGCAAUGAGAAAUUUACCCACUUGCCUGAAGUUCUUGAACCACAAGUUUCCUUUGAGCCCCCUCCCCCCAUGCCCUCUCUGCUGAAUAUCCUGGUGUACUCCCUGCUUCCCAUCACCGGCCUCUCCAUGGCAGUGCUGCUGGCUUUCUGGAUGUACCGACAUCGCAAACCCCCGUAUGGGCACGUCGAUGUGAACGAGGAUCCUGGACUAGCCCCACCCUCACCUCUGGUAGGCCUGAAGCCCCUGCAGUUACUGGAAAUUAAAGCUAGGGGGCGCUUUGGCUGUGUGUGGAAGGCUCAGCUAAUGCAUGAAUAUGUAGCAGUGAAGAUCUUCCCCAUUCAGGAUAAGCAGUCAUGGCAGAACGAGAGGGAUAUUUUCCUGACUCCUGGAAUGAAGCAUGAGAAUCUGCUCUACUACAUUGGAGCGGAAAAGAGGGGAGUGAACCUGGAGAUGGAGCUGUGGCUCAUCACAGAGUUUCACGAGAGGGGCUCCUUGACCGAUUACCUGAAGGGGAACGCAGUCAGCUGGAAUGAGUUGUGUCACAUUUCGGAGACGAUGGCCCGCGGGCUGGCCUAUCUGCAUGAGGAUGUGCCCCGACACAAGGGAGAGGGCCCCAAACCUGCCAUCGCCCACAGGGAUUUUAAGAGUAAGAAUGUGUUGCUGAAACAAGACCUGACCGCCAUUAUAGCAGACUUUGGGCUGGCUGUUCGGUUUGAACCUGGGAAGCCACCAGGAGAUACACAUGGACAGGUGGGGACGAGGAGAUACAUGGCUCCAGAGGUGUUGGAGGGGGCAAUCAACUUCCAGAGGGAUGCCUUCCUCAGAAUAGACAUGUACGCCAUGGGGCUGGUGCUCUGGGAGCUGGUGGCACGAUGCACUGCCUCUGACGGCCCUGUAGAUGAGUACACGUUACCGUUUGAAGAGGAGAUUGGGCAGCAUCCGUCCCUGGAGGACUUGCAGGAAGUAGUUGUCCACAAAAAGAUGAGGCCUGCUUUCAAGGACUGCUGGCUGAAACAUUCUGGUUUAGCGCAGCUGUGCGAAACAAUAGAGGAAUGCUGGGACCACGACGCAGAAGCCCGUCUAUCGGCAGGGUGCGUGGAGGAGCGCAUCUCCCAGGUCCGGAGAUUGACGCACGGCACUACCUCGGAUUGCCUGGUUUCCAUGGUGACUUCUGUCACCAAUGUGGACUUGCCACCCAAAGAGUCCAGUAUCUGAAUCCCGGUCAAACCCUCAUUUUUCCAGACUCUGUGGAUUUCAGAAAACCAGGGAAAAAACAAACAUGAUUGCAGCUGCUAUUUUUUUUUAUUAAUUAUUAUUAUUAUUAUUAUUAUUAUUAUUAUUAUUAUUAUUAUUAUUAUUAUUAUUAUUAUUUUGGAUCUGAUCAAUAUUGCCAGCACACUUCUCUACUGUAUUUUUUUGAGAGACAAAAAAAAAAAAACACAUAUGCUGUCAUCUCAAACACAUUCAGGUGCGACUAAUGAAUGCUGAAAAGGUGCCGGUACCUCAAAUAUUUCAUUUGUCAUUUUUGAUUUAUUUUAUUUAAAUUUUGUUUUUGGAAGUUUUUAUUUGGUCUUCUAGACAGGGGACCGUCUGACAAACAAAAAAUGAAACUAUCUACCAUCUCGGACAAUUAAAAUGCUGCAAAACCUUGGAGGAAACUGAAAAGACUGUUACGCAAUUUUACACCUUCAAGGGACUACUCAUUUCUUUAACACCUGUGAGUGUGUGUGUGUGUGUGCGUGUGUGUGUGUGUGUGUGUGUGCGUGUGCGUGUGUUAUGAAAGCGAGUGCUCAACAAAAUAAAGAUAAAUGUGUCUUAUGGAACUAACGGGUGUCAUAGUAACAGAAAAAAGGCAAAAGACAAACUCUCUUUUUUUCAUUUCUCCCCCCCUGAUGUUGUGGCUUAUAGAGGUUUGUUAAGCACUUUUAUUUGGGAGGGGAGAGAGAGGAAUGUUGGGGGUUGGGGGUUGGGGGCAGUUGAAAUUGGACUGCAGCAUUUGGACAGUAAUAUUUUGUUGGGUACGAACUGCUUCUCAGGUAACCAGUCUCCUGGGUGGGGGUUUAUAAGGCAGGGUGUCAACCACAACCUAUUAAGUGAAGAGAGACAGAACAGACACUCAUGGAAAGGGAUGGGGGCAGGAGCACAUUUAGGCCAAGGCAGCACAGUUUUGUGGGAGAGAGUCAUAGGUGCCCAAACUAAAAUCUGUGUUUGUGGAGCAUGGUGAAAGAAUGUGUGUGUGUGUGUUGAACACAAUAUAAAGUAUAUGUUUGUAAAGAUGGGCAGUUUACAAUUAUUCAUGUGUUCAAUCUCUCUUUAUAUAUAUAUAUAUAUAUAUAUAUAUAUAUAUAUAUAUAUAUAUAUAUAUAUAUAUAUAAUUUUAUUUCUUCUGGUAACAAGACAAAAGAACAAACCUGGAACAUGCUUUCAAAAGACAAAACGUACACAUGGAUAAACACACAUGUGCACCCAGACACACGGACAGUUCAUGACCACAGACCACCUCAAACCAGAAAUACCUCAGAUUUUUCUACAUGUAUGAGUUUUAUUCUAUAUUUUGUUAGUUGUGUUGUCUUUGUAAUCAGUAUAUUUUAAUGUAAGUUGGCUUUUAUGACAAGGGAGUUAAAAAGAAAACAGAGUUCCAACAUCUUUUAGGAAGUGAUCCCAUUUCUCAUUGUAUAAAAACAUCCAUUGUAAAUAACUGUACACAGUUUUAGAAUACUGCCUACAUACAGUAUCGAGGCAUUAUUCAGUAAUUGUACUGGCUAUUGUUAAGUCUGUUGCCUAUGGGGACAGUAAACCUUUUUGCAUGUCAACACUUUUAAAAGUCAAUCACAUUUCUGUGCCUAUGAACUUUUACUUUUGCCUAUGAACUUUUGCAUUACUUCAUUAAUAAUGAAGUAAAGCAGUUUUAAAACAGAAAGAGGUGCAAAAGAAAGCUUCUCCAUUCGCAACACUCCUGAAAGUUAUUUUCCAUUGGACUUGUUUUUUUAUUAAUAAUUCCACAGCUUGGAUCAGGACGAGUGUUAGCAGAGGAGUCAAAUCAAAGAUCUGGUACUGGAGCCAACAAUGAAUGAGAUACAGUAUUCAGUUAUAGCUGUGUAAUGGAAGAACUCAACAGCUUGUUUUAUUUUUGAGUGUUUGAGAAAAAUGUUUACUGUCCCAGUUUAGUUUGUGCUCUGUAACCGUUUCUGUGUCACAUUGACUAAAUCAGACUCCACAGCAGUUGCCUUUUCAAAUUAUUAUUUUUCUACCCCUGAGAGCUGUAAGUUCUUGUUUCCAAGGUGCCAUGUAUUAUCUUGGUAGUUGGAGGUUUUGCUUUCCUCUUUGCUUCUGUGUAAUUUAAACCACACGGAACUGAGAUGAAAUGCUGAUUAAUGACUGCUCGUACAGGGCCUGGUUUCGGACUGUUUUGUAAUCAUAAAUGUAUCUAUUUAACAGGAAGCUUUUAGGGGCCUGAGUCUGUACAGCUCAGUUCGACGACUGCAAAGGUAGUUCUGUUAAAAGUGGAGAUUGAAAGGAAAAGGUGCAGCCGGUUUACGAUGUUUUGAGGUCCCUGAUUUCCAAUAUAAUACACUAGACUAUUUAGAACUCCUUUUCAGUAUUAAAUCGGGGGGGGGGGGGGGGCUUAUAUUGUGAACUAAAAAUACCCACAGCUCAGAUGAGUUUUGGUAUGAACAUCAGUUACUGUGUGUCUUAUCUUUGCUGCAAUAUUUGUCAGGGACUUUGUGUGGGGGAAAGAGUAAUGUAAUUGGUCUGUUCCCCAUUGUGAGAAACUGCAAAAUGCUGGCUGAAAACUGUUAAUUGAUUUAGUCCAGUAGUUUGGAGGUCCUGUGUGAAGAGUGAUUGAUUUAGUCCAAUGUGAGGAGUGAGUGAUUGAUUUAGUCCAGUGUGAGGAGUGAGUGAUUGAUUUAGUCCAGUAGUUUGGAGGUCCUGUGUUGGAGUAAUUGGGGACACUUUACAAACAGCUCUGUUUCUAAGAAGAGCAGUGCUGUGUUGUACAGGUUCAUGUUCAACACCAAGCUGGUGGUUUGUUUGAAGCAGUGCAGAAGUGAUUCCUGUAGGUGUACAGUAUAACAGGAGCCAGAGAAAAGUGGGCUGGGUUGCUGGUGAAGUGUUUUCCCUUGCUUGCUGAGUAAGAGGAGUUUAAGAAGUAAAUAUGGCCAAUAAUAAGUUGUAAAUCAGUUGAUCCAACAGCAUGAUUCAUGAGAACGAAUGCCCUUUGAGAGUUUAGUCCUAAAGAACCGUAGUGAGGCGUCUGGGUUUAAGUGUGCUUUAUGAGGAGAGGCAAGCCAAAGUAGGGUAGAGUCAGCAACCUUGUUAUUUUGUGUUUGUUUAUAUAUAUGUGUGUACUAAAAUAAAUCAUACAUUGUAACAAUUUACACAAAUACUGAGUUUUAGUAUAGAUCAGUUUAAGUGUCUUUUAAAUGGCAGUAAAGCUUCUCCCUGAAAUGUGUGGUGUUUUUUUUUUUUUUUUUUUGGCUAAUAGAAAAUCCAUAAGACAAUCUACUUACUAACCAUAUUGAGGCCUAGUUGACUUCUAACAGCCCUCAGAAUCCAUUCAUUCUAAGAAUUUAUGCCAGACAUUUUCUAGAGAAAAUGGCUAUUAUACGACACCUGUAUAAAAUUAAUUUCAUAUUUCCGUGUUCAUUUUUUUUCUGAUCUUCUAGUUUCUUUGUCUGCAUGACACAUUUCCUAAAGAAGAUAUUCUUUUUAAAGCCAUAUAUAACAGUAUUUUUUUUGUACCAGUAAACCACAAGAAAAUGAAAAAAGACUGAUUGCUUAGUACAGCAUUAACAUUGAGAUUUGUUGAGUUUUUGCAUUUGUACUCUGUCACAGCCUUUGGGUUUUACUAGUGAAGUCAGAGUCUGGUGUUUUCUUAUUCACAUGUGAUGUCUUGUAUUAUGUUGUAGAAAGUUUGAAGUUUGUAAUACACAGCAACAAUGUGCACAUGCCCAUUCUAAAGAGUUUGCAUUAAUAGGAUUAAGAUUAUGAUGUCAUCCAAGCAGUUUUGUUUCUGGGCUCUUAAUGAGACAAAAUCCCUGUAUUUUUAUUGGCUACCACUGGGAAGACUAUAGGUCAACAGGAAGUGAAUAGAAGUGAGAAAUGUAUGUGUUUUAGUAUGUCAGUGUUUUACUGUUGCUCGAUGUAAUGGGAUAAAGAGACCAGGGCAGACAUUGAAGAGGCUUCGGCUUUAGUUUUUUUCAUUCAGCAUUUUAAAGAUGGCUUUGUUUGUUUUUUUCCAAAUGUGAUUAUCUUUAAUGUAGGCAUCCACUAGAUUUAAAUACAAAGACCAAACUUGACACAUUUGAUGUAUGAUAACAAACACAAGUCCUAAAGCUGUCCUGAUGUGCCUUUUUCUUUCUUUGUUUCUGUAAAAGCAGCUGCUGUGGGUCUCUUUUGUUUUUUGUAGUACCUGAGAAAAGAAAAAAAAAAAAAAAAAAACCUUGGCCAGCUGUUUCUGGAUACAGGUAUUUCAGGAACCAAUUACCUCAAAACCCAUGUUGAUACCAUAAGAUGUACACUAUAAACACACAAACAGGAAACUCUGUACCAGUGCAACAUGUAAAACAAACCCCUGACAACUUGGAAACCUUUCUUUUUUAUGUAAGGCUUCAGCCAUUCCUGGCUAUUAAAAGCUCAUAAAUGGCAUUGUGCUACAGUAUUCAACAGUGCUUCCUUUUAGUUUUUAGUGUGUUUGAUUUUUUUUUUUUUCCUCUCAAGUAUUAUAGCUUUUGUAAAGGGGAUGAAUACCUUAAAACAAGUUAGCUAGUCAUUUAAAAUGUCCAUGGACAAAAGAGUUGAAUAACUUAGAAAUUGUUGUAACCCAGUUAUCAAGCUUUGAAGAAUUGUAACCAGUUUUGAUGCAUUUUACAAGGACGCUUUAUGGAGUAGAUCAAUGGGCAGGAGGUUCGCUACAGAACAUCGAACAGCCAUCAAGUUCCAGAGCCUGGAUGUGAUUUCUGUUUUUGAAACGGUUUGAGUUCCAGUAUAAAUCUUCCACACACGUGCAAAUGUACACUCUAAAAACCAUCACGACAAGAACCAACAACACGACAUCACCGCAACCAAAGCAUCGGCAUACUCCACUCGACAGCCUUGUGGUGUUGAACCCACAGUAAACUAAGGCAUGUUCUGCUAAUGUGUGACCAAUCGUCUGCCUCAGCAGGGUUACCUCGUUCUCCUCGCACCCUGAUGAGUGUUCCUUUCAUAGUGCUGAAGAGACUGGGUUACAACAACGUUCUUACCACAAUUGCAUUUCCUACGUGAAAGAUUGUACUCUUUCCUGCAAAGUGGUAAUGAGUACCAUUGGGCAAAGGUGAAAUUUUAACAGCUGCCUUUUCUGUUUUCUCAAAGUAUCAGUGUUUAGGAUUAAGUGUCAAAUUGUAUUGAUGUGGCUGCAAAGACCCUUCUUAGGCCUUGUUCAGAAAGUAUUAACCCUGCCCCUCACAAGGGGGGAGAUUAUGAACAUGAAUGACUGGUGUGAGAGAUGACAACUCUCCCACCCCAUAGUGUGGGGUAGACAUGGUUACUUCACUCUUAUUGCGCCAUGGCCUCAGCUUUGACCAAGUACAUGCCAUAUUGUUGCACAAUAUUAUUUCAAUGCUGGUUUCAGACUGAAUUGUAGGCUUGGUAUGCAACCAGUGAUUUUUUUUUUUUUUAAUGAUAUUGCUUAUACAGUACUUUACCCUUUUUAGAAAGCAACCCAAAUUCGGAUUCUUAUUAAUAAUAAGUAGAUACAUUUUAAAGUUAAGUAUGAGCUUCCACAGUAAUAGGGGAAAACUCAUGUGAUUUUAAUUCCAAUGUAACCUACUUUUUUUCUUUUUGGGUGGGUGGGGGAGGGGGGGUAGGUCAUAAUCGAGCGCUGUUUCUAUACCAGGACAUGUGAAACUGAAGCCAGGAGUGGGGAGGGGUAGGUCAUAAUCGAGCGCUGUUUCUAUACCAGGACAUGUGAAACUGAAGCCAGGAGUGGGGAGGGGUAGGUCAUAAUCGAGCGCUGUUUCUAUACCAGGACAUGUGAAACUGAAGCCAGGAGUGGGGAGGGGUAGGUCAUAAUCUAGCACCGUUUCUAUACCAGGACAUGUGAAACUGAAGCCAGGAGUGGGGAGGGGUAGGUCAUAAUCGAGCGCCAUUUCUAUACCAGGACAUGUGAAACUGAAGCCAGGAGUGGGGAGGGGUAGGUCAUAAUCGAGCGCCAUUUCUAUACCAGGACAUGUGAAACUGAAGCCAGGAGUGGGGAGGGGUAGGUCAUAAUCGAGCGCCAUUUCUAUACCAGGAUAUGUGAAACUGAAGCCAGAAGUGGGGAGGGGUAGGUCAUAAUCGAGCGCCGUUUCUAUACCAGGACAUGUGAAACUGAAGCCAGGAGUGGGGAGGGGUAGGUCAUAAUCGAGUGCCGUUUCUAUACCAGGACAUGUGAAAUUCAAAUGUUUGUUAUAUUUCACUAUUGUAGCUAAAAAUGUAGAAGAGAUAGCUUGUGUUACUGAAUCAACAUAAAUAUACUUGUUACAGUAACCCCUCUUGGACUAAUAUAUAUAUAUAUAUAUAUAUAUAUAUAUAUAUAUAUAUAUAUAUAUAUAUAAAUGCCCUGGAAAACCUUCUAUUGUAUCACCAUUAUGACUUUUUUUUUUUUUUGAGCAAUCAUUGUAACAUAGUUCAUGAAUUUGCAGUGGAUUAUUGUUCAUUUUUACUGUGGUAAUUUUAGACCAGAGUAUCAGUUUGAGCUAGAGUCGCCUGGCUUUUGGGUGUUGCUGUUUCAACCCUCUGCACUGGGUGCCAGAGGAAAUCAAAUAAAACAUGUAUGAAAGUAGUACUUACUCUGUGUGAAGCAACUACACCCCAAUGGUUAGGAGACAAAAAAUACUAGAAUGGAGUAUUUCAAAUGUAUCUUUUUUGUAUCUGAAAAUAAACAAUAAAAUGCUGAUAAUGUA